UAAAGUCACCCGGAGCGAGAUUACAAAACAAAUUUGACGUUUGUGUCGAUAAAAAGUGGAAAUUAAACACGUGAUGUGUCCCAAGUUUCGUGACAAUAUUGCAAAUUUUUCGAAAAUUUCAAAUCAAAUUUGAAACAGAACUGUCUUUUUUCAAAAUACUGAACAGCUUUUUUUCCGAUGCACUAUGUUCAGAUAAUCGAACUUCGGACACCUGGUGAAUACAAUUUCGCCUUGACAUGUCUAUGAAGAAAGAAUCGCCAUGGGACGUGGAGCUGCAUUUAGCAGCAGCAAGAGGUGACGCAAAACGUCUUCAGGUUCUUCUGGACUCUGGGCGCGUUCAUGUCGAUUGCAAGGACAAGGAUGGAACGACACCAUUAAUGUUGUCAGCCGCUGGUGGCCAUAUCGACGGAGUUGCCGAAUUAUUGCAGCAAGGGGCGGAUCCUAAUGCAAAGAGGCUGACUGGAACGACAGCACUAUUUUUUGCGGCUCAAGGAGGUUUUAUGGAUAUAGCGGCCCUUCUUUUAGAACAUGGUGCAAUCGUAGAUUCUAGUAGCAUCGAUGGAGGAACGCCAUUGUUUGUCGCAUGCCAAUACGGUCAUUUAGAUGUCGUCGAAGGCCUAAUUGAAAAAGGCGCCAACGUAAAUGCACACAUGAAAGAUGGCGCCACUGCUUUGUUCAUAGCUUCUCAAAAUGGUCACCUACGAAUUUUGGAAGUACUUUUGGAACGUGGGGCAAAAACGGACGCGACCAGAACCGACGGUGCAACUCCAUUGUGGAUUGCUGCUCAAAUGGGCCAUGAUCACGUGGUGAGAAGACUCCUGAAAGCUGGAGCAAAAGUAGAUGCAACAAGACAUGAUGGUGCAACGCCCCUCUUUAAAGCGGCACAUAAAGGCCACUCUGCAGUGAUUGGAGAACUACUAAAAUAUCGACCAUCCCUCGGCAUUCUUCCGAAUGGCGAAAGUGCUCUUCACGCAGCCGCUUUAAUAGGGCACAUGGCAGUAGCAAGACAACUCGUUGGAGCUGGUGCUGAUCCCCUUUUGAUGAACCAGGAAGGUCUCACGCCUCUUCAAUUUGCCAUCAGACACUCCCAAAAUCAGGUCGCUAAUUAUCUGAAAGAAAAAGUAAGGCAGAGAACCGCCUCGCGUUAAUACAAAAAAAAAGAUAUAUUGAAGGAAAAUUUCACCAAGAAGAAGACUUAAUUAAACUUGUCACACUUUUUCGCCCUAGGGCGCACGUUUUCUAGCGUUUUUUGUUAUUCAUGGGCAUGCGUAGUGGAGAUUAUUUUUCCACGCAUGCGCCAAUUUUAGCCGAUAGCGCUAGCUGUUCUAGUCACAGUUCCGCGAAAAUUCAAAUUUAAGUAAUGAAAAAUGCUUUUUUUUAUACAAAUUAAUAAUAAAAGUUCAUAGUUUAUAUAUAAAAUAAAGAUUGAGAGUCA
Molecule: messenger RNA, 1435 nt
Organism: Belonocnema kinseyi
Lineage: Eukaryota; Metazoa; Arthropoda; Insecta; Hymenoptera; Cynipidae
Product: ankyrin repeat domain-containing protein 29-like
Exons: 9
Coding region: 237-1148 (303 amino acids)
Molecular function (GO): protein binding
Source: RefSeq, a predicted model, not a curated record